AAGAGGAUCUUAAAGCAUCCGUGAUGGAAUUAAACUGGCUAGGUAGUCUUCCAUGGAUUCUCUUCAGUGUGUGUUCACCACUCACCACACCCAUCGUCAAAGUCCUCGGAUAUCGCUACACUCUUGUCGGGUCUAACCUUGUCUGCGCCAUUGGGCUCUUUGCCACCAGCUUCCCGCACCAGAUAUGGCCGAUGUAUCUCACGUACAGUCUGGUGUUCGGCGGAAGCACGAUUAUUUAUUAUACUGCCGGAUGUAUCUAUGUCACAGGUUACUUUGACCAGAAGUCCUGUACCGGUCCGGUGUCUUCCAUGGGAUUCUUUUAUGAGAUAGCUGUUCUGGUAUUUAGUCCCAUCAUCCAGGUGACUGCCGAUGCAUGGGGGUGGCGCUGGUCGGUUCGCCUCCUCUCUUCAUGCACACUUGUCUGUUCUGGGCUUCUUGUUAUAUUCAUCAGGCAACCUCCGUUAGAUCUCUCGGGACGGGUUAUCAAUCCAGUCACCAAUGAUGAAGAUCAAGGAAAAGAGGCAAUCGAUGUCCAUGAACCAUGCUUAGCGACCACGAAAGACACCGAGGCCAAUGAUGCGGUGACGACGUCGCGAGAGAGAUACAUCAAGAUGAUAUCGAUGCCAUCUUUCUGGGUCUUCGAGUUGAGCAUAAUGUUAUCGUUUACAGCGUUGUCGUUCAGCAACAUUAAUCUCGGCAGCUACCUCUACUCCGUCGGAAUCUCUACUGGAGUUACUGCGAUUUUACACUCGUCUUUGGCAGGAGGAGGGGUACUCGGGCGGUCCCUCGUCAUGUUUCUCUCCCAUAAACUACCCGUCCCCAUUUCAAGCAUCUAUCCAAUCAUCGCCAUCUUGAAUUGUUUCCUCUCCAUCCUCAUAUUAAUAACAUCCAGUUUACCGGUACUCUACAUCUAUUCCACAGCCGUAGGCUUUCUGCGUGCUCUGUAUUUCUCCCUGGCGACCGGACUUGCGGUGGAACUCUUUGGUAUCACGAAUGCGGCUCAGGGGUAUGUGGGACUGUUCUUUGCUUACGGCAUAGCCGGAGUACUUGCUGCCGUGUUACCAGGUAUAACACAUGGUCUUACUGGAUCUUAUACAGUCACGGUGAUUACUUGUGCAGUAUUCUGGGGUAUUUCCUUCCUUCUCUUUGCCGUUGUCUACCUCCUGUACCGCCGCCGACAAAAGAGGGGGUUAGAAGCUGUGAGAAUAUCAGCGAAAUCACAAUUACGUGUACACAGUGAUGAAAACUAUGCAACGAAGAGCCUAUAAAAGGGAACGUUGGAAACAAGAUAUACUUGGAGGCUAGGCAUGGCAAUGGGGAAAUGCAAGAUUUUAAAAAGAUUUAAAAACAUUAUUAAAAAAAUAAAGAUAUAGAUGUCGACAUGAAGGAGCUGAAGAAAUCAAGUUUAAUGGAUGGUGUUUAUUUCGAGUACAGCACCGGAGAGAUUACUAAGGUCCGCAAUGUUAUCAAGUUGGUUAUUAUUUAUAGCAGAUGUAUGAAAGAAACAUCUCAAAGAUGGUUUGUUGAAAAUCCAACAAAG
Messenger RNA from Lytechinus variegatus (green sea urchin), 1540 nucleotides. Its product is annotated as monocarboxylate transporter 10-like. Lineage: Eukaryota; Metazoa; Echinodermata; Echinoidea; Temnopleuroida; Toxopneustidae. Bases 24 to 1268 code for a protein of 414 amino acids. The transcript is spliced from 7 exons. The record is from RefSeq and is a predicted model, not a curated record. Gene Ontology annotation, molecular function: transmembrane transporter activity. Gene Ontology annotation, biological process: transmembrane transport.